Parnassius apollo (apollo) is the source of this 540-nucleotide messenger RNA. Lineage: Eukaryota; Metazoa; Arthropoda; Insecta; Lepidoptera; Papilionidae. The record is from the annotation of a GenBank genome assembly.
AUGUACCUGGAGGAGGAGACACUGCGCCUAGACAAAGACACCAAGAUGUUGUGCCACAUAAUGACCCAACUGAAGACGCUGUUUUGGAUGUCUUCCGAGUCAGCUCCUACAACACUUGCCCGACAACUCCUAUCCAAGGACAAUGUGGUUGCUGAGGCAGACGGGCCUAUCUUGAUGGUGUGGGGAUGCAACAUAGUAAACAGGAGACACAAGAGAGACACUGCAGAAGACAUUCAGAAGAUAAUGUACCUGGAGGAGGAGACACUGCGCCUAGCCAAAGAUACCAAGAUGCUGUGCCACAUAAUUACCCAACUGAAGACGCUGUUUUGGAUGUCUUCCGAGUCAGCUCCUACAACACUUGCCCGACAACUCCUAUCCAAGGACAACGUGGUUGCUGAGGCAGACGGGCCUAUGUUGAUGGUGUGGGGAUGCAACAUAGUAGACAGGUGGGAGUUUGUGUCCUCCCCACUAUGCCACCUCCACCCGAAGAUCAGUUACUGGAUAUCAGAGGACCCCUCAGGAAAUCACACUGGAUACUAG